Pterocles gutturalis (yellow-throated sandgrouse) is the source of this 187-nucleotide messenger RNA. Its product is annotated as superoxide dismutase [Mn], mitochondrial-like. Gene Ontology annotation, molecular function: superoxide dismutase activity; metal ion binding. The annotation marks the transcript as partial. The record is from RefSeq and is a predicted model, not a curated record. The transcript has a single exon. NCBI's taxonomy places the organism in Eukaryota, Metazoa, Chordata, Aves, Pterocliformes, Pteroclidae. Gene Ontology annotation, biological process: superoxide metabolic process. Gene Ontology annotation, cellular component: mitochondrion.
UUUGAAGGAGAACUGAUGGAAGCCAUCAAGCGUGACUUUGGUUCCUUUGCAAACUUCAAGGAGAAGCUGACAGCCGUAUCAGUUGGUGUUCAAGGGUCAGGCUGGGGAUGGCUUGGCUAUAACAAAGAGCAGGGGCGCCUACAAAUAGCAGCUUGUGCAAAUCAAGACCCUUUGCAAGGAACAACAG